Strigops habroptila (Kakapo) is the source of this 1811-nucleotide messenger RNA. RefSeq names its product microfibril associated protein 1 (gene MFAP1). Gene Ontology annotation, molecular function: RNA binding. The record is from RefSeq and is a predicted model, not a curated record. Gene Ontology annotation, cellular component: U2-type spliceosomal complex. Lineage: Eukaryota; Metazoa; Chordata; Aves; Psittaciformes; Psittacidae. The transcript has 9 exons. Gene Ontology annotation, biological process: mRNA splicing, via spliceosome. Bases 55 to 1374 code for a protein of 439 amino acids.
GCUGUUGCGGUUCCGGCGAGCGGCUGCGCGGCGCCGCGGCAGCGGAGCGGAACCAUGGCGGUCCCCAGCGCCCUCAUGAAGCAGCCGCCGAUCCAGUCCACGGCGGGCGCCGUGCCCGUCCGCAACGAGAAAGGCGAGCUGUCCAUGGAGAAGGUGAAGGUGAAGCGGUAUGUGUCGGGGAAGCGGCCCGACUACGCGCCCAUGGAGUCCUCGGAGGAGGAGGACGAGGAGUUCCAGUUCAUCAAGAAGGCGAAGGAGCAGGAGGUGGAGCCCGAGGAGCAGGAGGAGGAGCUCGCCAACGACCCCCGCCUGCGCCGCCUCCAGAACCGCAUCGCCGAAGAUGUGGAGGAGCGGCUGGCAAGACACCGUAAAAUCGUGGAGCCUGAAGUGGUUGGAGAAAGUGACUCAGAGGUGGAGGGGGAAGCCUGGCGCCUGGAGCGGGAGGACACCAGCGAGGAGGAAGAGGAGGAGAUCGAUGAUGAGGAGAUCGAGCGCCGGCGCGGGAUGAUGCGUCAGCGAGCACAGGAGAGGAAAACUGAGGAGAUGGAAGUGAUGGAGUUGGAAGAUGAAGGUCGAUCUGGAGAAGAGUCCGAGUCAGAGUCUGAGUACGAGGAGUACACGGACAGCGAGGACGAAAUGGAGCCGCGUCUCAAACCCGUCUUCAUCCGCAAGAAGGACAGGAUCACGGUCCAGGAGCGAGAAGCAGAAGCCCUGAAGCAGAAGGAGCUGGAGCAGGAGGCAAAGAGGCUGGCAGAGGAGAGGCGCAAGUACACGCUCAAGAUUGUAGAGGAGGAAGCGAAGAAGGAGCUGGAGGAGAACAAGCGCUCACUGGCAGCACUGGAUGCACUUGAUACAGAUGACGAGAACGACGAGGAGGAGUAUGAGGCCUGGAAAGUACGUGAGCUGAAGCGCAUCAAACGGGACCGAGAAGAACGAGAAGCCAUGGAGAAGGAGAAGGCAGAGAUCGAGCGCAUGCGGAACCUGACGGAGGAGGAGCGCCGGGCCGAGCUGCGGGCCAACGGCAAGGUCAUCACCAACAAGGCGGUGAAGGGCAAGUACAAGUUCCUGCAGAAGUACUACCACCGCGGCGCCUUCUUCAUGGAUGAGGACGAGGAGGUGUACAAGAGGGACUUCAGCGCCCCGACCCUCGAGGACCACUUCAACAAGACAAUCCUGCCCAAAGUCAUGCAGGUCAAGAACUUCGGGCGCUCAGGGCGGACAAAGUACACACACUUGGUGGACCAGGACACCACGUCCUUCGACUCUGCCUGGGGCCAGGAGAGCGCGCAGAACACCAAGUUUUUCAAGCAGAAAGCAGCGGGUGUUCGGGAUGUCUUCGAGAGACCCUCGGCCAAGAAGCGAAAAACUACUUAAUGCAGCGGGAGCACAGGCAGGGACGGGAGGGACACGGCACUGUGCCGGGACUUGUGUGGUGACAAACCCUUCCUCUGCCGCAGCGCCCCGCUCCCCGUGCUGCUGCGACCUGGCGGGCUUCCUGCCCCGGUGCUGUGCAGGACAAUGGCCUGUCCGUGCUGGCCAGGCCCACGGCCCCACCACCAUCCCACUGGAAACCUCCCCAGGAGCCUCAGCAGCACCCAAAAGGGCUGUGCGGGAGCACGGCAGCUCCAGUGCACCUGCUUCUGGAGGGAUGAACGGACUUUUAUACCCGCCUGGUCCCUGUGGCUUGUACUUUCCCUGUUGUCAGUUCAAGCCCUGUUUUGGUGACCCCUUUUCCUCUCCCUGGUUGUGCAGGGCCUGGCUUUUCUACCCAUGCAGGGGGCUGGGGUUGAUUAAAGUCAUCAUUUUCUUAC